Clonostachys solani is the source of this 1575-nucleotide messenger RNA. The record is from the annotation of a GenBank genome assembly. Lineage: Eukaryota; Fungi; Ascomycota; Sordariomycetes; Hypocreales; Bionectriaceae.
AUGCAUCGAUCAUCAAUUCAUAUCCAUCAAUUCACAUCAACAAAAUUCUACAUCAUGGCAAUUAUCACUUCUACAGCGCAUAUUACUGAUUAUCUCGUGGGAAAAUGGUACUUGGUAAUCACCGUUUACAUCUGUCUCUAUCUUCUCAAGAACCGCUAUGGAAGAGGUCUUCAUAAGAUUCCAGGCCCGUUUCUGCAGUCAUUUUCAAUGAUUCCACGGGCUUGGCAGGUCUGGCAGGGGAACAUCCAUCAACGCGACCUGAAAUUCCAUCAGAAAUAUGGAAAGCUCGUCCGCAUUGGCCCAAAACUAUUAUCCCUUGCAGAUGUCAACGAGAUGAACACAGUGUACGGUAUUACGACGAAAUUCUACAAGUCUUCCUUCUAUGACCCUUCCACGCCAUAUGACGAAGAGGGAAUCGUGCCAGAUCCUUUUAUUCUCAAAGACAAAGCAAUUCAUUCACGUAUGAAGCGCAAUGCCGCGAACGCAUACUCGCUGAGCUCAGUGUUACAGUUAGAGGCGUACGUGGACGAAGUUGAGGACAAGCUGCUGGCAAUCCUCGACCGCGAAGCAGAGAAUCCUGAAAAUGUCAUUCCAUUUGACCACUACUUGCAUGCAUUUGCAAUGGAUGCUAUCUUCAUGAUUAGCUUCGGCAAGAGCUUGAAUAUCCUCGAAAAUGGAGACGAACAUAAGGUCAUGGCAUGCUUCGACACGAUUAUGCCCUAUAUGGCAACAAUUGGCCAAAUGCCGUGGUUACAUAAAUUCCUUGUUGGAAACCCUCUCAUGGCCAAGCUUAUCUUGGGAGAUAUGACUUUCGAAACAGGCUUGAUGAAAAUUGCCACAUCCCAAGUCGAGGAAUUCAAGAAGAACCUGGGCCGAUCCGAAGAGGGGCCGUUUACGUUCACGGAACGCCUGCUAAUGAACCAGGCUUCGAAGCCAGAUUCUAUAACGGGGCGAGAGCUGAUCACGCAUGCACUGGGGAAUAUAACAGCGGGUGGGGACACGACGUCAAUCACUCUUCGCUCCAUUUUCUAUUUCUCGCUUCAGAAUAAAGAGUCAUACCACCGACUAUGUCACGAAGUGCGCAGCAACUGUACUCUACCGGUGACUUUCUCAUCAGCUCAGAAACUCCCUUACCUAAACGCUGUCAUCAAAGAGGCGCUGAGACUCCACCCACCAAUGCCAAUCAUGUUGGGGCGCACCGUGCCCGAGGGUGGUGCUAAUAUCUGUGGCCAUUAUAUCAGGGAGGGUACUGAGGUCGGCAUACCAUCAUACGUUCUACACAGAGACCCGGCCAUCUUCCCUGAUCCCGAUUCUUGGAAACCCGAAAGGUGGUUAAAGGCUGAGACUGACAAAGACAGUCUUGCAGACAUGGACCGCGCAUUUUUCGCGUUUGGAGGGGGCGCCCACACCUGCAGCGGUAAGCAUAUCAGCAUGAUGGAGAUUAUCAAGUUGGUGCCUUUGCUACUCCUUAAAUAUGACUUCGAACUCGCUUUCCCUCAGCGUCCCUGGACUUUUCGAGUUUCUAUGUUAGCACCGCAGAAGGGGGUUCAUGUAACAAUCAAGAAGAGAGCAUAG